Messenger RNA from Oreochromis aureus, 737 nucleotides. Its product is annotated as dispanin subfamily A member 2b-like. NCBI's taxonomy places the organism in Eukaryota, Metazoa, Chordata, Actinopteri, Cichliformes, Cichlidae. The record is from RefSeq and is a predicted model, not a curated record. Gene Ontology annotation, cellular component: plasma membrane. The transcript is spliced from 2 exons. The coding region runs from base 76 to 465 and encodes 129 amino acids.
CAACUUGUGGUGACUCUUGUUCUUGCACAACUUUCUCCUCUCCACAUUGCAGCUGAGCUGAGAACAGUUUGAGUGAUGGAUCCUCAAGAUUACCCGACUGAAGCCGUGCCAUUGCAGGGCGUGAGUUAUGAUGAACUCCCUAUUCAGCCUACAGUGAUCCAGCAGACUGCUGUGAACAUCAACACAGAUCAACCAGUCAUCAUUGAGUACCCGCAAGACCAUAUCAUGUGGUCAAUCUGCUGCUUUGUCUCACGCAAAUCCUUUUGCCUUGGACUUGUAGCUCUCCUUUAUUCCAUCAAGGCCAGAGACAGGAAGGUGGUUGGAGAUGUGGAUGGUGCACGAAGUUAUGGCUCCACUGCUCGCUGUCUCAACAUUAUCGCCACAAUCAUAGUUGCCACUGGGUUCUUGGCUUUCAUAAUUGGGAUGGCUGUUCUCACUACUUUUAUACUUUCCCCUCGCCGUUAAGGGUACAACCAUCAUUAAUUGCUUUGUAAGUAAUUUAGUCUCCUCCUGCUGUGGUUAGGUCACAUUUGUUUUCCUGCUUAAAAUAAAUUCUGCAACCUUCUAUAACUUUUUAAUUGCAUCAUCUGAGGAAAAAAAAAGCCAUUUUACAAAAGUCUUAAAUGGAAGUCUUCUCCAUUUCUUUACUGACAAGUUUUGUUUUCAGACUUUGUUAGUUGAUGCAGAAAUCCUGUUAACAAAUCGUUAAGAAUUAAAAAGCUUCACAUUUCAAUAAA